This is a messenger RNA of Coregonus sp. 'balchen', 570 nucleotides long. The record is from the annotation of a GenBank genome assembly. Lineage: Eukaryota; Metazoa; Chordata; Actinopteri; Salmoniformes; Salmonidae.
AUGGUAUCUUUGGGGCUGGAGAUUCUGGGCGUCGGGCUGGCGUUGCUGGGCUGGGUGGAGAACAUCAUCAUCUGCAUCCUUCUCAUGUGGAAAGUCUCGGCCUUCAUCAGAAACAACAUUGUGGUGGCCAUCUGGGAUGGCCUGUGGAUGACGUGCAUGGUGCAGAACACAGGACAGAUGCAGUGUAAGGUCUACGACUCCCUCCUGGCCUUGCCCCCGGAUCUACAAGCGGCCCGGGCCAUGGUGGUCAUCGCCAUCCUGCUGGCCCUGUUCGGGCUCCUGCUCUCGGUGGUUGGGGGGAAAUGCACCACCUGCGUCGGGGACAAGCCGGCCAAGGACUGGGUGGCCAUUACUGCAGGGGUGUUCUUCCUUGUGGCCGGGGCGCUGUGUCUGGUCACUGUGUGCCUGCCUGCUAACGCAGACAUAAAGGACUUCUACAAACCCCUGGGACCUGACUCGCAGAGGAGGGAGCUAGGCGGGUCCUUGUACAUUGGCUGGGGCGCUUCAGGACUACUCUUGAUCGGGGGUGCUCUUCUGUGCUGUCAGUGCCUGUCGAGGGGCAACAGCUAA